This is a messenger RNA of Lates calcarifer (barramundi perch), 2431 nucleotides long. RefSeq names its product kelch-like protein 33. The transcript is spliced from 4 exons. NCBI's taxonomy places the organism in Eukaryota, Metazoa, Chordata, Actinopteri, Centropomidae. Gene Ontology annotation, molecular function: protein binding. The record is from RefSeq and is a predicted model, not a curated record. Bases 139 to 1860 code for a protein of 573 amino acids.
ACAAGGACACCGUGGAGCAGAUUAAGGCUGCAGCUCAAUCACUUGGCGCCCCCAGGGUGCUCGACCUCUGCACCGUGGAAGAGUCCAUGAAAAUUGGACGGGCAGAAGAAAGAAAAAAGGAUCUCUGCUGCAGAACAAAUGAUGAUCAGUCUUCAGUCCAUCAAACAGCUGUGGAUGGACAGGGUGGGCUGUGAUGUCUGCUUGGAAGCUAUCGGACAAUCACUCCAUGUUCACAGAGUCAUCCUGGCUGCAAGUAGUGACUACUUCCGCAGCAUGUUCACCCUGGGGAUGAGGGAGUCACUUCAGCCUUGUGUGACUCUCCCCUUCCUGUCAGCUUCAGAGUUGGAAGUCCUGAUAGGUUGCUCCUACAGCGGAGCUCUGCCUCUCAGCUGGUCGUGCGUCUUUGAGAUUACCAGCACUGCUCUGCAGCUCCAGUAUCAACCAGCCCUCUCCCUGUGCCUUAACUUCCUGCAGCAAGAAAUGAAUCCCAACUCCUGCCUGGAUGUGGUGUCUUUUGCUGAGGCUUACGAGAUGGUGCAGCUUCUUGAAGUUGCGGAGGAUUUUGUCUUGCGACAAUUCCAAAAGGUAGCAUGCACCUUAAAGUUCAAGGACCUGCCAGCCAAACAACUCCUUAAGUACCUGAACAGUCACUCACUAUGUGUUCCAUCUGAGCUUAUUGUAUUCAAAGCAGUGGUGGCAUGGAUUCAAGCUAAGCCAAAGAUAAGGCUUAAACUUGCUAAGGAACUGAUGAAAACUAUCCACUUUCCCUUGAUGACGUUCAAGGAAUUCAAAGAGGUCCAGUCUCUGAAUAUGUGGUCUGAUCACAGCCUGGUUGAGCUCUACGAAACAAUUUUUGAGGAUUUCUGCUCCAGUGAGACUACAUCGCAGAGUCAGUGCCGGAUCUAUCUGCCAAAGGAGAGUCUGGUCUUGAUUGGAGGUGACCAGAUCUCUGAAGACCUAGGUAGCCGUAGCAUCAGCAGAGAACUCUGGUUUGGGAAUUCCCUGAGAAAUCAUACAGGGAUAAAAAAGGCUAUGGAGUGGAGACGGCUGGGAGAAAUGCCAGAGCCAGAGAGGUUCAAACAUGAGGUGGCAGUGCUCAAAGGACAACUGUACGUGUUUGGGGGCAAGAAGUACUAUGGCACCAGAGACACCCUGAGUUCUGUUUACAGGUAUGACCCCUGUCAAAACAGCUGGGAGAGCCUGGCUGAAAUGCAGGAAAAGAGAUGUUCCUUCUCUGUGGUUGUAUUGGAUGGAAAGAUAUAUGCCAUCGGUGGGCACUGUGACCCUGAGUAUAUAGAUAGCGUGGAACAAUAUUGCCCCACUACAAACUCUUGGAGCUUCACAUGGCCCUUGGAUCUGCCUCUGAGUGGUCAUGUGGCAAAAGUUUUACAAGGGCAGAUCUUCAUCUCAGGAGGACUGUACAGUGACUACAGGUGUCUUGCAUCUAUGUUUCUGUACCACCCAGAGACAGGGAGCACCUAUCUGGCAAACAUGACUAGACCGCGGUGUCAUCACUGCAUGGAAACCCUGGGUGAUCGUCUUUAUGUAGCAGGUGGAAUCACCACAGAUGAAAACAUGGCCGUUGUUGACCAGCUAGCCUGUGAGGUGUACAAUCCAGCAGAUGACUCCUGGACUGCCUUCACGUCUCUACCAGUGCCACACGCUGGGGCAGGAAGUGCAGUUUUGGAGGGAAAGUUUUAUGUGCUGGGUGGAUACAGCCGAGAGGACUACAGCGACACUAAAAUGGUCCAUCGGUAUGAUCCCACCAUACAGAGAUGGGAGAACAUGGGCAAGAUGCCUGGGCCGAACAAUGACAUACGAGCAUCUGUGCUGUGCUUGCCAUCACAUUUUCGUUUGUAAGACAUGAAAUGCAGUAUCUCACUUACUGUUUUUUCAAGUUUUAAUGAUACUGAAUUUCAGGUUACUUAUUGCAUGUAAAUCACAAUGCUGUUUUGUAAUUUUGCAAACAUUCUUCCAUUGUAGAGUGAAGGAUAUUAACAAUAUGAUGCCUUACAGUAACUUGAUAUCCUGAUCAAGAUAAAUGUAUUUUACACGGUGUAUGAAUUAAACCUUUAGGCAUGCCAGAUGUACUAUAUCUAUGAAUUGCAGUGCAUUUUGUUGCUAUGAAUUCAACUUAACUAUUUUCUAUUCAAAAGGAGCAGCAAUAAAAUUGUUGAUAAUUAUUUCCAUAACAAAGAUAUUAUGUAAAUAUUUUUACACUCAUAACUGCAAUAACUAUAUAUGAACACAAGAGGGAGCUGCCCCACAUAUGUUCAUAGCAUGUUCAUUGUUGCAACACUUCUAAACACACUUGUAAAUGAGUUAACAGAGACUGGAAAACAUAUGAUGGAAUGAGUUUAUUGUUUUGCAUUAAUUAUUCUGAAGCUUCAUACAUAUGUACUUUCAAUAAAAGUUACCUUACAAUAAAAAA